AAACGAAGAGCACGUGCGGCGCGGUGCGCUUCGUUUGCUCCGGUUGCUUCCCCGCGUCGCCAUUGCCGCCGCCGCCUCCUCCUCCUCCUCCUGGCUGGACGUCCUUCCUCUCUUCCUAAUGCGUGCAAGCCAUCCACGCCCACCACCACCGCCCUUCUCUCUUCUCGCCUCACUCCCCGCACUCAGCCGGCUACAAAGAUCGCUCGCAACUCGGUUUCUUGAUCUUUGCUCUGUUAAUUCUCGUAUCACGAGAUGGGGAAUCGGUACAGCGCUUUGAGGCCGCGGCGGCUCGUGUCGAGCCGGAGGUCGGAGGCGGCGGCGGCGAUGGGGGAGGAGGAGGAGGAGCCGGGGUCGUACGAGGCGGCGUGCAGCGGCGACCCGGAGCUGCGGACGUUCGACACGGAGCUGCGGCGGCGGGCGAGCCACGCCAUCACGGCGGUGGCGUCCGGGGUGGAGGUGCGUUCGAUGUCGCUGGGAUCCCUCCGGGAGGUCACCGGCUGCCUGGUCGACAUGAACCAGGAGGUGGUCCGCGUCUUGCUCGACUGCAAGCGCGACGUGUGGCGGAGCCCCGACCUGUUCGACCUCGUCGAGGACUACUUCGAGGUCAGCCUCGACACGCUCGACUUCCUCGCCGCCCUCGACAACUCACUCCACCGCGCCCGCGACUCCCAGCUCAUCCUCCACCUCGCGCUCCAGCGCCACCGCAACGCCGCGCCGGCGCCGGAGCUGUACGCGAGCACGCUCGCCGAGCUGCGCCAGUUCAAGGCCGCCGGGGAUCCCUUCACGGACGAGUUCUUCGCCGCGUUCCAGACCGUGUACCGGCAGCAGACGGCCAUGGUGGCCAAGCUCCAGCAGCGGAAGCGCCGCCUGGACCGCAGCCUCCGGUCCGUCCGCGUGUGGCGCCGCGUGUCCAGCAUCGUCUUCCUCACCACCUUCGCCGCGCUGCUCGUCUGCUCUGUCGUCGCCGCGGCCAUCGCCGCGCCGCCCGUCGCGGCGGCCCUCGCCGCCGCGGCCUCCAUGCCGGUGGGCUCCGCCGGCAAGUGGAUGGACUCGCUACUAAAGAAGUACCAGGACGCGCUCCAGGGACACAAGGAGGUGGUGAGCGCAAUGCAGGUGGGCACCUUCAUCGCCAUCAAGGAUCUCGACAGCAUCAGGGCGGUCGUCGACCACCUGGAGGUUCAGAUCAGCUCCAUGGUCGACUGCGUGGAGUUCGCGGAGCGCGACGAGGAGACGGCGAAAUUCGUGAUCGAGGAGGUGAAGAAGAAGCUGGAAGUGUUCAUGAAGAGCGUGGAUGAACUGGGCGAGCAGGCAGACCGGUGUAGCCGCGACAUCCGCAAAGCGAGGACCGUCGUGCUGCAAAGGAUCAUCCACCAUCCUAGCAAUUGACCCUUAGGGGAGCAUGAUUCAAGAUUGCAAGGUAUUGUUCAUGGGGCGGGGCUGACUCCGGUGUAUUUUGCUGAUAGCAGAAUUUAAUUCAUACCGUUGAUCAUUUUUAUCGGACGGUUGUGUCGUAGAAAUGUGAAUGGGUAAUAUUGUCCUUUUUGUUGUGAUCUUUGUUGCAAAAAGAAAACAAAAUUACAAAAUAUCGCUAAUCAAGUAUUUAACAAAGUACAAAAAUUACCAUUUUUCUUCUGGCACCAGUAAAAUGUAUCGGAGAGUUGUCCAUUGUUUAUUGUUGUGGUGUGAUUUAUGUUUAUGUUGUUAAGUUGUGAUAUGAUCAUAU
Molecule: messenger RNA, 1723 nt
Organism: Oryza brachyantha (malo sina)
Lineage: Eukaryota; Viridiplantae; Streptophyta; Magnoliopsida; Poales; Poaceae
Product: putative UPF0496 protein 5
Exons: 1
Coding region: 253-1386 (377 amino acids)
Source: RefSeq, a predicted model, not a curated record